GCGAGUAACGGCAUAUGAGCGCUCGCAGAGAAAUCGCUAAUCACGAACGGCGGACGACAAAAACCCAAGAAGAACAGGCAGAGAAGAAAAAAAGAAUAGCAUGGAAUAUCAAUAUAUAUUGCCAAAAGCAGCAGUUAAAUAAUUAUUAAAGUGCCAGACCGCUAAAAAGAGUGCUAAGUUUUUUUUUUUGACAAGUUAUUUUCAAGUGAAAAGCCGUGGAAAACUGUGUGUCUAUCAGUCUAAACUAGAAUAAAAACAAAAGAAAACAUAGUUCGGAAAGUAAACAUUCCCAUCGAAAUACAUGAAAAAACAUACAAAAAACGAAAUAAAAUAAUACAAAAAAAGGGGGAAAAAAAUCCUCGUGGUAGCGUUGCCACCCGGUGAAAAAGAAGGGAGCUUCACGCCAGCGAGUGGCUUUCGGCGAACGGGAUUUUUUUUUUACUGCCAUUUCGCGUUUCUCCACCGUCUCAGUAGCAGUCGCCGUCAGCGUAGGCGUCGACAGCGACAGCAGCAGUGGCGGCGCUGCUUGUAGAUAUUCCGUUUUUUCUUUACCCCGCUAACGGAUCGUUUUAUAUUUCCCGAAAAACAACAUCAAAUAUCUAUCGGAAAAAAACAGAGAAACCUGCUGUAUAAAACCGACGAACAACAUCUAUAGAAAAGCAAUGCAACAACAACAACAACAAGCACAGCAUCAACAGCAACAAAAAGUGUAGUGGGUCGCACGCGCGACUUGUGUGUGUGAAUAAUGAAGAAGAAGCAGAAACAACAACAGCAGCAGCAGCAGAGGCAGAGCAAGGCGCCAUCUGAAGCGGAAUCGGAGACAGAUCGCCCCGGCAGCAACAACAACAACCAUUCGCCAGUAACAACAACAACAACAGCAACAUCCAAACGGCGACAAGCGGUCAACAGCAGCAACAGCAAACGCUGCAGUCGCAGUCGCAGCAGCAGCAGCAGCUGCAGUAGCAGCAGCAGCAGCAGCAACGCUAGCGUCGGCAGCGACGCCAGCAGCAUGUCCAAAACAAGCAGCGGGAAUCCGAGUGCAGCAGCAACACAAGCAGCAGCAGCAGCCGCUGCAGCAGCAGCAGCAGCAAGUGCAACAAAUGCCGCCAAUGCCGCCGAUUUCAGUGCGUUCGACUUUAACGAUAGUUCCGAUAAUUCCGACACGCCCCUGGUGCCACGCCCACCCUUCCUGAGUCGCGCCGCUGCAGCGGCCGCAGCAGCAGCGGCAGCGGCAGCCCUUAGCAUUAGCAACAACAGCAACAAUUCGGCGGGUUCAGCGGGACAAAUGCCGCACAGCACUAGCAGCAGCAAUAACAACAUUAGCAGCAGCACCAACAACAACAAUGGGGCAAAUGCCGCCAACAGCAACGCCAACAACAACAGCAACAACUAUGGCCGCAGCAGCAGUCGCAGCAGCAACAGCUCACAAAGCAGCCUGGACGAAGAGGAGGAUGACGAGGAGGACGAAGAGGAUGAGGAGGAGCACGAGGUGUCGCAGCAGCAACAGCAGCAACAACAACAGCAGCAGCAGCAACAGCAACAGCAGCAACUAGCGGCAGAGCAGCAGCAGCGGGCAGCAGCAGCGGCGGCCGUAGUGGCAGCGGCGGUCAGUGCGCUGCACAAUGGCAACAAGCAGCAGCACUACAAUAACAAUAAUAACAACAAUAACGGCAACAGCAAGUCUCGAGAUCGCGACGAUCACCUGCAGGCACAACAACAAUCGCAAGAUGAUGAGGAUGAGGAGGACGACUAUGAUGAGGAUGAGGAAGAUGAGGAGGAGGAGCAGCAGCAUCGUCACCAGCAACAGCAGCAGCAGCAGCAACAGGGUAAUGGGCAUGACCUUACGCCCACGGACCUGCGGCAUGUGCUGCCGCCUAGCAAUCACGAUCAGCAACAGCAACACGCACAACAGCAGCAGCAACAUCAGCAACAUCAGCAACAGCAGCAACAGGAGUCGACUGUCUAUGAUGACGAGGGCGAGGAUGAAGAAGAGGAUGACGAAGAUGAAGACGAGGUGGCCAGCAGUCACCUAGACAGUCGCGCCACCCUAUCCUCCGCUCACCUGAACAGUGCUGCUGCCGCCGAGAGCAGCGGUCUGCAUAUGAGCGCCGUAGCAGCGGCGGCAGCUGCAGCGGCUGCUGCGGCAGCAGCCGCCUCAGCGGCCAAACUCAAUGCCCAGCUAGAGCAGCAGAAUGCCAAUGCCUUGGACAUGGCUAGUGGCAGUAAUGCCACGCCCAUUGCACAGCCACCGCCCAGUAGUUUAUUGGGCGGCAACAGCAACACCAGCUUCUCUACCAAUAACAACAGCAACCAUGCCCUAAGCUCCACGCACGGUAGCUUGGGGGCGGGUGGUCAGGGAACAAAUUGUAGUAAUGAUCUGUUGGCCGCCGGUGGCGGUAAUUCCCGAGGCGGUUCGUCUCUGAGCCUGGGCAUGAACCCCUCCAGUGCCGCUAUGCAGCAACAGCAACAGCAGCAGCAGCAACAACAGCAGCAACAUGGCAGUGGGGGAAGUGGCGGGAGCAGUGCGGCCAGCGAAAGGCGAAAGUACCGCCAUCAGAACUACAGUAAGAACAUCUACAUUGGCACUAAGAACGCCGAGAAAUGGGAGCACAUGCGCACCCGGCUGCAGUUCAAAAACGACGUGGAGUUCGUUGCCUACCUUUUGAACUUGGCGGAUAACGACACGGAUCGGCUGAAUAACCUGCCACCGCCCUCUCCUGCGCACACGCCCACCAAAGGAUUCGAUGGCAACUUCAAGCUGGAACCGAAUCUCAGCGCCAAGGACUUUGCCGCACCUCCCGAAUCCUCGAUCAAUGGCAAUGGCAGCGGAAAUGGCAAUACGAGCGGAAACGGAAAUGGCGACUCUGCCUCGGGCGCCUCAAUGCCGAUGGUCACGCCCACACCGCCGCAGCGCAAGCGCUACAAAAAGCGAGUGCAAUUCACCUCAGAGGCGUUGAAUGGAUUUGCAGGCAAGGGCAAGGGAUCGGCGGGAGGAGCAGCCUCAGCAGGAGCUGGUUUCACCUACGCGAAAUCCAAGAAACAAGAGGCCAAGGCGGCAACGGCAGCCCUUAAGGCCGGAGCAGCAGCAGCAGCGGCAGCUGCGGCGGCCGCAUCAUCUGCUUUGCCCGAGGUUCUUGACUGUCGCAUCGCCGAGAAGAUUAAAAGCGAACUGGAGGCCAAUAGCAAGGAGUCCCUGCCAAAUGCCUUGUGCCUCAAGAAAGCAGCUGCAGCAGCGGCGGCUGCGGCGGCAGCUGCAGCAGCAGCAGCCGUUAACGGCAGCGAGGAGGAGGACGAAGAUGAGGAUCAGCCGCCGCAUCCUCAUCUUCUGCCAGUUCUCCCACCAUCAGAUGCCGUCGAUGGGAUUACCACCAGCAAUGGCCAAGCGGGCAACUUCCAUGUGCGCUCCAAGUCACAGGGCUCCAAGAAAUCUCAGGCGGCCAAAGCGGCGGCGGCGGCAGCGGCAGCAGCAGCAGCGGCAGCGGCGGCCAUGAUGCCGCCUAACUCCUACGACGAGCACGACGACGAACCUGGAUCAGGGAUGCCCGGUAAUGAAGAAGAUGAUGAAGAAGACGAGGAAUUGGACGAGGAGGCUCUGGCCCGCGAAAUGAAGAUGGAGCAGAACUUCGUGGAAGAGGAGGACGAGCACGACAUAGCCUUCCGGUCGCACCAGUCCUGCCGCGAAUGUUCCAUUGCCCACGAUCACAAGCUGUGCCCGCUGAGGAAUGCCUGCGGGAAUGUGACGGAUGCCGUGGAUCUGGGCGAGUGGAUAGAGCGCCGCAAUCUAGAGGCACUGGCCAAGCUGAAGGCCGAUGCCCAACGGCAAGCAAAGCGGGCCAGCGGUCGUCAACGGCAUGAAGACGACGACAUGGAGGAUAUGGAGGACAUGGAUAUGGACAUGGAUGAGUCCUCACAGCUAUCGGAACUCGAAACUAAGCCACUAAUAACCUUCGCUGAGGCCUCUGUUCCCGCGGAAUUCGAGCUGCACAACGUGGAACCGAAUGUGACCGGUGUGUUUGCCCGCACCGAGGUGAGAGCCUUUACCAAGCUCGGUCCGCUCAUUGGCCAGCCAGUGCAGACGGGCGAGGUGCGCGAGGGCAGCGACAUGAAAUGGAUCUUCGAGAUGUGCGAGGCCGGGGCGGACAAAUCGUAUUUGCUCUGCUGCGACAAUCCCAAUGCCUCCAACUGGCUAAGAUUCGUUCGACCGGCUCCUAGCUACGAGGAUCGCAAUGUCAACUUGGUGUCUAUCGAUCGGCAGGCGUACUUCGUCAGCUGUCGCGACUUGCGUAAUGGAAUGGAGCUGCUCUACUGGAGCGAUGACUGCAACACCAUGUGGCGCAAAAAGCACACCGAAAAGACGAACUGCGGCGGCUGCAACUUGAAGUUCGAGCACCCCCUGUACUACCGCACCCACUGCUCCGUCUUCCACGAUCCCUCGAUGAGCCUGACCAUUCGCAAGUAUCACUGCAAGGUUUGUGGCGAACCAGUGCUGGGCAAGGAUAACAUCAUGAAGCAUGCGGCAGAGAAGCACGACGGCAAGGGUGCAUACCAGUGCCAAUUCUGCAGCAAAUUCUUCCUGAGGCUCAACUACCUGGAGAUGCAUCGCACCUAUGGCUGUGCUUCGAAUCCAAAUCGAUCGCGACCCGUUUGCGAUUUUUGCGGACGGAAAUUCUGCCAGCCGCAGAAGCUGAAAGCGCAUAUAAAGCGCAUGCACAGCGGAUCGCGAGCGGCACUGCAGCGCCACUCGAAGGAGGUGCACAGCCGCAACUCAACGGUGGUGAGCUGUCCGCGGUGCCAGAAACUCUUCCAGAACCGCAGCAAUCUCAAGAUCCAUAUGCUGACCCAUUCGGGCGUCAGGCCUUUCAAAUGUGCCGAGCCGGAGUGCAAUGCAGCCUUCACCACCAAGCAGUGCCUGCAGUUCCAUUACAAGAAGGUGCACAACUAUACCCAGGAGCAGAUGCCGAAGAUCGAGAGGAGCGUGGCCUACACUUUCGAUGCCUACUCGGGCGGCAUGAAGGUGGACUUUUUGGGUAAGCAGACGGCGACGGCUCCGCCGGCUACAGCGGCACCGGCGCAGGCCCAGCCACGCCCUAAUGCGGCCGUCGUCUCCCCCUCCUCGUUCACAGAGCAAGCACCGCGUCGACGGCGCAAGAGCCUCGAAGACCAGAGCUCCAUGCUCAGCGGAUCGCUGCAGAGCGACGCCGAGUUCAGCGAUGACAACCUGUUCGAGGCGAUCAAGAAGAGCGGCAAGUCCAUCAAGGACCUCUGUCGCAACGAACCGAAUCUCUCGCUGCUCAGCUCCAAGAUCUCCAGCAUCUUUGGUGACAAGGUGCCGUCUGCCUCAGCUUCCCUUUCCGCUUCCGUUUCGGCUGCCGCCUCCUCGGGCGGUCGCAAACGGAAGCGCAAGAAGGAGCCCAGUGCGGCGGCCCAACAGCAGCAUCAUCAUCAUCAACAGCAGCAGCAACACCAACAGCAGCAGCAACACCAGCAACAUCAGCAGCAGCACGCCCAGCAGCUGCAACACCAACAGCUGCAGCAGCAACACGCCCAGCAGCAACAUCAGCAGCAGCAUCAUCAUCACCAGCAACACCAGCAGCUGCAUCAUGAUCCCCAGCAACAGCAUCCGCAGUACCAUCCCCACCAGCUGCAUCCCCAUUCUCUGCCCCACCAGCAGCAACAGCAACAGCAGCAACAACAACAGCAGCAGCAGCAGUUGCACGGCGAUCCCGACGACGAGGACGUGGAGAAUGCCAGGCUAGAGCAGGUGCGUCGUAAGCAGAACGCCCAGCUGAGCCUCGUUGAAUCCUUCCUCACCACCACCGCCCAGCGGUUAAGUGCCCAGCAGCAGGUGCAACAAGUGGUGGCAGCGGCUGCAGCGGUUUCGGCCAUGGCCGGAGCUGGUGACGAUCCCGCCAAGCUCGGUCAUAUGAUGGGCCACAUGGGCGUGGGUGUGGGCGUGGGCAUGGAUGAGGAGGAAGACGACGACGAGGACGAUGACGAUGGUGGCGGCGGCGGAGGCGGUGGUGGAGGUGGCUCGGCUGUCCAACACCAUCCGCAUGUUCACGCCCACCAGGCGCAUCACUCACACGUCCAUGCGCACGCCCACCCGCACCACGCCCACUCGCAUUCGCACGCCCACCCGCACCAGCAUCCCGCCGCCCAGGGGGCGGGUCAGCAGGACUACCGCCAUGCGGUCGCCAUGAACGCUGCUCUCGGCCAGAAUCUGGUGGUUAGCAAGGGCAGCAAGAAGUGGAUCCAAGAAGUCCAGGAUUCUAACGAUGUCGGCGGUGAAGGAGCUGGCGGUGGCGGAGGUGGUGGUCCGGGCGACAGUGGUGGCGGUGUUGGUGCCUGCGGUCAGCUGGCCGGUGGUUCCGGUCCAGGCGGCGAUCUGGGCUUCGCUGUGCCACCCAGCGCCGUCGAUGAGCAUAGCAAACUGCUUGGUCAGAACCGUGACUUCCUUGCCCGCUUGAUGAGCAGCGCCAGUGCCAGCCACGCCCAUGCUCAUGCCCAUGCCCACGCUCAUGCCCACCAGCCGCACCAGCACAGCGUCCACAGUCGCGAAGAGGACGAGAACAGCUCCUUCCUGGACGUCGUCGAAUCGAACAACAAUGCUGCCGCCGCCGCCGCUGCUGCAGCUGCGGCCAUGUCGCACUAUGGAGGCGGUACAGGCGGCGGGGGCGGUGGCAGUGGUAGUGGAGGCGGCGGCAGUGGUGGACAAACGCCAACGGGUCCUGCGACAGGCGGCACAGUCGCCGGUGGUGACGAGCCCCAGAUGCAGAUGAACUCGCUCGCCCACUCACAGUCCUUCAUGAGCUCCUUCUACAACAAUGCCAAUGCUCGUGUGGGCGGAGUGGGCGGCGGUGUGGGCGUGGGUGGCGGCUCCUCGUCGGCCAGCAUGCUCGUGGAGGCGGCCCUCAACUCCGUUGGCAAUAUGAUUGACAGCGAGAGCAACGACCUCAAGGUUCCCACCGACAACCACAUAAACAGCGACAGUCCAAUGAGUGCUCACGUCGAUCCCGAAUCGCAGCGUUUCGGAGCGGGCAGCACUGGCGGCGCUGGAGGAGGCGGCGGCGGUGGAGGCGGAAGCAGUGGAGGAUCUUCUGGCGGAGCAAACGGAACUGGCAUCGGCGGGGCAAUGGACAACCUGGAGAACGAGCUGAAGAUGAUGAAGAAUUUGGGCAGUUUUCCAAUGCAGAUUCCACCACUGCCUAUGUUCCAGGGGGCAUGUAAUAUAUCGCCAAGCGCCUCAACUCCAACGAAUCCGCAGAGUAACCAGAACCAGAAUGACGUGGAUGUGGAUGCGGGCAGUACACCACGUCCACAGCAUCCGGAUUCGGAUGGCUUCUCCUCGUCGCAUCACCGAACACCGCCAUCGCCGCCACCGAUCUCGCCGGGUCGAGAUUACGGCGGAAUGUUUGGCGCUGGCAACGGAGGAGGAGGUCCUGGAUCUAAUAGCACACCGGCGGGCAGCUCUAGCGGUGGCGGCGGUGGAGGCGGUGGUGCCGGCGGAGGUGGGGCCAACAGUAUGUCUGCCUCAUCACCACUUCCUGCUCUCCAGCCGCAGAGGAGGAACGCGUCAAGCGUGGGCAGCACCUAUCCCGAGCAUGAACUCAUCUCGCCCGCCUCCUCGCCGAGCAUACCGCGCUACAACUUCAACGGGGACAUGAUGCGCCACAAGCGAGCGGUCCAGGAACAGGAACACCAGGAGCGCCAGCGGCAGAACAUCUCGCGACACAAUCAGAUGUCCAGCGAUGAGGAGAACAGCAUUAUGCCCCAGAACAGCGCUGGCCAGGACAUGCGCAUGAAGUUCCCGCAGUCGCAGAUUGAUCUGAUGUACUCCAAGUACGAGAGCAUGGCCAGCAAUUUGAAGUACAACAGCCAGGAUUUGGACUCGCCGGCGGAGUAUCGACAGGCAGGUGGCGGUAACGGUGGCAAUGCGGCGGCCAGUGCAGCAGCGGCGGCAGCAGCAGCAGCCAGUGCCGCCAAUGACCUAUCCGAUCUCCAAGGCCUUGACAUGAGCUCCAGAUCGAAUGCGGCGAGCAGUAAUUACCACCACAACUUCCAGUUGCCGAGCAGUCGGUACCAUCAUCACAUCUACGACAUCCUCUCCGAUCGCGAGCAGCAGAGUCAACAGGCUCAGCAGGCUGGUGGGUCGGUGGUGGGUGGUGGUGGUGCCGGUGCCGCCUCAGUGGUGCACCAGCAGGAGCACGGUCAUGGCCAGCACCAUGCGAUGCAGCAGCAUCAACAGUCGGCGGCUGCCAUGCAUAACAUGCUAAGCGAGCAGCUAGGCGAGCAGGAGCAUGACCAGACCACUUCGGUGGAUCUUAGCCGGACGGCCAACUAUGUGGUUUCGUCACCACCUCAACUGCCCUACAACCAUCCCACGCACCACGACAUGCUACGCAUGGCCUCGCUGGAUCUUACGCCCAACACGGCCAACAUGGCGGUGGGAAACAAUCGUUCCUUCCUCUCCUCGCAGAUGCAGCAUCAGAGUCGCGAGAGCUUGGAGCACCAUCGUCUGUUGUCGACGGUGGAGCAGCAUCGCAUCCUGGCCGCCUCAAAUGCCGCAGAUCAGCACCGCCUGCUAGUGGAUCCCACGGCUCAUCUGUUGAUGGAGCAAAACAACCGCCUGCUGGGCACAGCGGAUCAAUCCCGGCUCCUUGGUGAAUCAGCGGCUGCUGCAGCCCAAAAUCGUCAUAUGGCUAGAAGUUUCGGGGCCUAUCACCAGGUGGCGUCUAGCAAUUACCAUCCGGGCGUUAGGCCACCACCUGUCCUGCCAUCUGCCAAUCACCAUGCCUCCAAUCCGUCAAACUAUCAUCCCUUCCCCGCCUACUACUAAACGAUAGGGGGCGGAGUAUGUAAUUGGCCGGGAUAAAGUGCACUUUUUGGGGGUUUCCAAGUGAAGGACAUCAUCCUGAACCGCUUAGUUUAAUUUUAAAAUUUAGUACCUUUCGGUCACCAUUCAGU
Drosophila eugracilis is the source of this 8964-nucleotide messenger RNA. RefSeq lists its product as uncharacterized. The record is from RefSeq and is a predicted model, not a curated record. NCBI's taxonomy places the organism in Eukaryota, Metazoa, Arthropoda, Insecta, Diptera, Drosophilidae. Bases 746 to 8836 code for a protein of 2696 amino acids. Gene Ontology annotation, cellular component: nucleus. The transcript is spliced from 9 exons.